AUGGCCUCCUUCAUCGAAUCCCUCUGGGACUCCAUCUUCACGCCCGGCCCGACCCCGACCCUCCUCCGCGCCGCGAACGCCACCUUCCUCGCCCUCCAGCUCCUCCUCCUGAUCCUCCUCUUCGCGACCUACUCCGUCCACUUCGUCGUGCUCUCCUGCCUGUGCGCCGGCCUCUGGCGCGCCAUCAACUGGUUCGCCGAAGAGCUCCGCCUCGCCCAGGAGAUCGAAGAGGAGCAGCAACAGAAACAAGAAGAACAAGAAAAACAACAACGCGACGACUCCGCCGCAGCCACCACGGUGACGAGCGACGACGACACCGAGGUGGAAACCACCGCCACCGGCGCCGCUACGGCCGCGUCGUCCAGGACCGCGGCGACCAAGCGUGGCGUCAAGAACCGCAAGCCGCCCAGCCGCGAGGCCGAGGCCGAGGCGGAAGAACAAGGGGAAGAAGGCGCGGCGCCUUCUGCUGCUGCUGCUGUCGUCGGGUCCGUAGCGGGCGGUGCGGGUUCGGCCUCCGGUACCCAGUCGAGCGCGAGCACGGAAGACGAGUGGGAGAAGGUAUCGGAGAACGAGAACGAGAAGGAUAAAUGA
This is a messenger RNA of Sodiomyces alkalinus F11, 591 nucleotides long. RefSeq names its product Pkr1-domain-containing protein. NCBI's taxonomy places the organism in Eukaryota, Fungi, Ascomycota, Sordariomycetes, Glomerellales, Plectosphaerellaceae. Bases 1 to 591 code for a protein of 196 amino acids. The transcript has a single exon. Gene Ontology annotation, biological process: vacuolar proton-transporting V-type ATPase complex assembly. Gene Ontology annotation, cellular component: endoplasmic reticulum membrane. The record is from RefSeq and is a predicted model, not a curated record.